This is a messenger RNA of Fonsecaea multimorphosa CBS 102226, 4077 nucleotides long. RefSeq lists its product as uncharacterized. The coding region runs from base 1 to 4077 and encodes 1358 amino acids. The record is from RefSeq and is a predicted model, not a curated record. Lineage: Eukaryota; Fungi; Ascomycota; Eurotiomycetes; Chaetothyriales; Herpotrichiellaceae. Gene Ontology annotation, biological process: protein deubiquitination. The transcript has a single exon. Gene Ontology annotation, molecular function: cysteine-type deubiquitinase activity; protein binding.
AUGGCCUCCCAAGGCACUUCACCGGUCCUUGUCCAGGCCCAUCCCCAUCCGCCUCAUACAUUAAACUCUACAUUCAGUGCAGAACCGGAACCUAGCCACCACCCGCAGACGUCAACUAUGCCCAGAAAUGAACUGCACGAACUGCUCUCUUCCAGCUCUCCACAUCCUCACCCUGAGCUACCUUCAUCCUCGCCCGAAAUGGAAAUGCCGGACUCAGAAAUGGCGGACAUUCCUCCCGCAGAACCCGAAUCUCGACCGCACGAGUCGGCGAAUCCUGCUGGAGCAGAGCCUCCUGCAGAGGCCCCAGAAGGUGUGGUAGUUCCGGAGCCGGCAACUGCUGAGGAGGAGGGAACAACUACGGUGAUAGCGGAAGUCCCAAGUCAAGACUCAAGCUCCACGCCUCCUCCACCGCCGGAGCCGCGCAAUAACAUUCCAGAAUGGACAAUGUAUGAAGAGGACUGGUCAAAGCCCACUGAGGAGGAGAUGGAAGAGCUGAGACUGAGAGAAACCAGAGGCACAGAGCUGAGCGCAGUGGACGUUCCCAGUGUGGAAAAGCGCAUCUAUUCAGACGUGGACCUUCCCGACGUGCGUCCGGUCAAGAAGUUGCGCCUCAGCUGGGUCAUCGAGGGCGUUAGGGGGACCAAGGACAGACCAAACCAUGCCAGAGUCAUGGUUUCACCCCCUGCUGUUGUGGAUGGGAACUACUGGCAAAUUAAAUUCUACCCGCGCGGCCACACAUCUUCGUCUUACAGUGCUUACAUUAAAUGCAGCAGACGGCCUCCUAAACCAGACAGCAAACCCUCUGAAAGCACCUUUUCAUUCUUCGAAGGCCCCCCAGACGCAGAUUUUGGCAAUGGAGCCGUGCCAGUUAUGACACUCAAGACUGAACGGCGAGCGAAGAAGGACGACCGUUCCUCAACUGCCUCCGCCGCUGCCUCAGCAGGCCACAAGCAGGACAGUCAACCACCUUCCGAAGGAGCAAAUCCCGGCGUAGUAGGUCUUGGUCAUGACGAAUCGCUUGACAUACAAACUCCUGCAGAACAAGGAGACGAGAAUUGGCGACUGUCUGCCCAGCUCGGAGUGGUGAUGUACAACCCCGAGGAGCCACGCACUUGUGCAUAUGCUUCCACUGAAGGACAGUUCUCCAAGUAUGUGGAUGAUUGGGGCUGGUCAAGUGUUGCGGGGCCUUGGAGAGAUGCACACCUGCGACAACACUUGCAAAGAGCACCGCUCUUGCAGAACGAUACCAUUGCCAUUGACGCCUAUAUCCGCAUCUUCGAUGAUCCGACGAAGGCUUUGUGGUGGCGUAGCUCCGAUGCCGAACCCCACUGGGACUCGAAAUCGCUUGCAGGGUACUUCCCGAUGGGAACUCCUCCGCUCUACCACAGCCCUGCCGUGGCAGGGAUGACUGCAUGGCUUCUUCUGGCCCCUUUCCGCAAGCUUCUUCAGCAAGCUGACGCCGGAGGCUGGCGGCACAAUUCGCAGAUCCGACCGAGGCCUUUCAUUGCUCACCUGCAAAUGAUACUCUUUUUGAUGCGAGCGUCAAGGAAAGAACGUGAAACCUAUGUGGACCUGUAUCCUGCGAUCCAGGCGAUGAGAGACUUUGGAGAAGAGUAUACUGACGUCAGAACCUUUUGGGAAGCCUUUCGAAGGACGAUCGAACUUGAACUGGACGACGACCAAGAAAGCUUGAGAGAGCUGAAGGCAAUCUUUGACGGUCCAAACGGUCCAAUUUCACUGCCACCAUUGCCAGUUGAGAAUGUGCUCGACAUCCAGCAAACGCUCAGUUGUGUUUUGCGGGACAUGGAUUUCAAAGGAUGUCUCCCCAACUUUUUGCCUCUUAUGCUGGCGCGGGAUAAGUUUGAUAAGACAACACGAGAAUGGAAACUGCUUUACGACCGUGUGAUCUUGAAUGAUGAGAUUGAUGUUUCAGAAUUCAGCACCGACGCAGAAGGUGUCAAAUACACCCUCUACGGAUUCAUGGUUCAUGCCGGUGUAAGAAACUCGGGGAAAUUUUACACAGUUUUGCGACCAAAUGGGCCAAACACAAUGUGGCUUGCUUUUGAAGAUGGGGAUGGUAACCAGGUGUUCUCUUACAAUAGAAAGGGAAUCCAAGCAUUCGAAGGACUCGAAGGACAGGCUCUGAAGGAUUUCAACUCGACCCGAACAACUGCUUACCUCGCAAUGUACAUUAAGACGAGCUGCUUGGCCGACUAUCUGCCGGGAGGUCUGGAGGCGUAUCAGCUUCCGAAGUGGCUCGCACCGUACCUUGAUUCUUCAUAUCAAGAAGCGCAUGGAAACUUUGCUGAAGACUCCACUGAGGGGGACUCGGAAGAAAUCAACGUCGAGAUUUACUCUGACCAAGGCAUCGUCGGAAGGGAAGGGUUGCUGGACAUGUACAACAUCAAACAACAGUCCCGACAUAAAGGGAUGUUCCACCUUCUGAGCUCGCCCAGAAAUGCAACAUAUCAGGACCUGAGGCAGCGCCUAGCCAAAACAAUUGGAAUUAGUGAUCCACUAGCGAUUCGACUCUUUCGGAUGGGUUAUAGUGGCAUUGGACAUUACGCCACUGCUCAAAUGCUCAAUGUUGGCAUGAUGGACAUAGUAGGCGAUGGCUGUGUUAUAGGUCAGCCGUUAUGCUUGUGGAUGUCAGUGCUCAGCAAGGACGAGCUUGAAUUGUUUGGUGAUGGGGGCAGAGCAAGCGUUCAAGUGGAUGCGGACCUGUUGCAUUCAAGAAGUGAGGCAUCCUUCUCGGGCAGUGUCACCCACGGGGCCGAAGAACAAAUUGCUGCUCCAGACGCGGAACAAGCUUCGAUCCGAGCAGCUGUUAGGGCCGACAUUGAUCGCAUCUCAAAUGACAGACAGCGGCCAUCUGCGGUAGCCGUGGAAAUCAAUGACCCGGACACUCCCAUGCAGCUGGAGAUCCCAGCUCCGACCGCUGAAGAAAGCUUGACCGCGACCGUGCCUCACGGCCAUCUCAUUGACGCGGCAGCACAUGAGAACGUGGGGGCUCUGCCUGUCAACGAUGACACUCAGUUCACUUCGGCGCCUGGACUCUCAGCGUUGUCUCGAGCCGAAGCAUCCCUGAUUGCCGCUGUCAUUUCUGAAGACUCCGAAGCCAUGGAUUUUGUGAUGAAUUCUGGAUCUGUUUCCACAGAAAAUUCGGCCUCGCAGUCUAGCGAGUCGUCACAGUCUUCAUCACCACCCCCUGAAAAGCACGGACCCGUUGAUAAUGUCUAUGGCUUCAUUCAAAUAUUCGACGUUGACAAGCAGACGUUCCGUGUCCAAGAGACCUUCUUUGCUCGGUCGGAAGAAAAAGUGAGAGACUUCGUGCAGAGACAUUUUGGUUAUGGGCCCGACAAGAAGUUUGUCGCCUGGCGUCGCCAUUCGACCGUCGAUGGAACCGUUGUGGGACUGGACGACACAUUUCUGGACCCCAGAUUCGUCAACGGUUGUGAUCUCGUCAUUUACGAGCCGGUGUCUGAAACUCGUGUCAGGGAGCUCGAGAAGGAAGGCAAGUUCGCCAGCCCUCACGAGCUAUCUAGCUACUUGCGGAUGGUGGAGCGUCGGCAUCCAGUUCACUCCAAGACAACAACCGAGCCCAUCGAACUUGCGGGUUUUGGGACCGACUACUACAAAGGGCCCCUGGUUAAUGGGCUCUGCCAUGGAGCUAAGUGCUUCAGUAUCAGCUCUACAGGCAAUACGUAUGAAGGACCCCUUGUCUGCAACGUCAAAAGCGGCAAAGGAGGCAAGAUGACGUACUAUAAUGGCGACACCUACGAAGGUGAAUGGUACCAAGACGAGCGUCACGGCCAGGGGACUUUUGUGGAAGCUAGAACAGGGAACAAGUACGUCGGCGGCUUUGAGAACGGCAAGCGGUGGGGGAUGGGUACCACGUACUGGCAGGUUGCGGACGAGCAGGCGGACUUGUGCCAGAUCUGCUACGGCAACGAGAUUGAUGCGCUCUUCUUCGACUGUGGGCACGUGUGCGCAUGUGUCGAAUGCGCAAGGCAGUGUGAGAUCUGCCCUAUCUGCAGAAAGACGGUGAAGCAGGUGGUCAAGAUGUUCCGAGCUUGA